GGGGGAGAAGGGGGCCCGGCUUCAGCUGCCUGUGGGGCCGCCCGCCCGCAUUGCCUCGGCUCAGGUCACCCGGAACGGAUUUUAAGUGAAGUGUGCGCGCGUCUAUGUCCAGCAUGGCUUCGGGAACCAGCGGGCCUCGCUCCUGUGACACGUUUGUGGCGCUGCCUCCAGCCACAGUUGACAGCCGGGUUAUUUUUGGAAAAAAUUCAGAUAGACCGUCUGAUGAAGUGCAAGAGAUAGUCUACUUCCCUGCUGCUUCCUAUCAGGCAGGAGAGAAGCUGGAGUGCACUUAUAUAGAAAUUGAGCAAGCAGAAAAAACGCAUGCAGUUGUUCUGAGUCGUCCAUCUUGGUUAUGGGGUGCUGAAAUGGGAGCCAAUGAACAUGGAGUUUGUAUUGGGAAUGAAGCAGUGUGGGGACGAGAAGAAGUCUCGGAUAAUGAAGCACUCCUAGGCAUGGACCUCCUCAGACUUGGACUUGAAAGAGCUGAUACAGCUGAAAAUGCCCUCGCUGUCAUGGUUGACUUGCUAGAAAAAUAUGGACAAGGAGGAAACUGUAUGGAGAGUCAGAUGGUGUUUACCUACCAUAACAGUUUUCUGAUAGCUGACAGAAAGGAGGCUUGGGUCCUAGAGACUUCAGGAAAAUAUUGGGCAGCAGAGAAAAUAGAAGAGGGCACGCGGAAUAUCUCUAACCAGUUCUCCAUAACAACCAAAAUUGACCAGGAACAUCCCAAAAUGAGAGAUUAUGCUAAGAGCAAAGGCUGGUGGGAUGGUGAAAAAGAAUUUGAUUUUGCUGCCAUAUAUUCCUACGUAAAUACUGCCAGAAUGACAACUUCAACGGGCAGAUACUGUGAAGGCUAUAAGCUACUGAAUAAACACAAAGGCAAUAUAACCUCUGAAACAAUGAUGGAAAUUCUUCGAGAUAAAGAGAGCGGGAUUAAUAUGGAAGGAGGAUUUAUGACAACUGGAAGUAUGGUCUCCAUCCUACCUCAGGACCCUAAUCUCCCUUGUAUUCAUUUCUUUACGGGAACUCCCGACCCUGAAAGAUCUGUUUUUAAGCCUUUUAUCUUUGUGCCAAAUAUUACUCAGUUAGUAAAAACCAGCUCACCAGCAUUUGGACCUGAUGAUCCAGUGAAGAAGAAACCACGGUUUCUCACUAAGCCAGAUCGAAGACAUGAACUCUAUAAGCAACAUGAAAGUGCUGCUGUGGAAACCUUCAAGGCAAAAAGUAAAGAGAUGCUAGAACAGAUACGGAAGCUGGAGAAAGAGAAAAUUAGCAUGAUGGAAUCAAUCCUACAAAAUGGAUAUCUUGAUGUUAACCAAGCUGUUAACCUUUUUUCACAGUGUGUGGAAGAGGAAAUCAACACAUAUGCCUAAGAGUAUAAAUCAAGUAUAGUG
This is a messenger RNA of Pelodiscus sinensis (Chinese soft-shelled turtle), 1394 nucleotides long. The record is from RefSeq and is a predicted model, not a curated record. NCBI's taxonomy places the organism in Eukaryota, Metazoa, Chordata, Testudines, Trionychidae.